Exophiala oligosperma is the source of this 2121-nucleotide messenger RNA. RefSeq lists its product as uncharacterized. Gene Ontology annotation, biological process: DNA-templated transcription; regulation of DNA-templated transcription. The transcript has 3 exons. Gene Ontology annotation, molecular function: DNA binding; DNA-binding transcription factor activity, RNA polymerase II-specific; zinc ion binding. NCBI's taxonomy places the organism in Eukaryota, Fungi, Ascomycota, Eurotiomycetes, Chaetothyriales, Herpotrichiellaceae. The coding region runs from base 56 to 2101 and encodes 681 amino acids. The record is from RefSeq and is a predicted model, not a curated record.
CACCUGCCUGGAGUGUAGCAACUGUCUGCCUAGGUUCAUGUAGUAAAACACAGUCAUGUCUGCACAUCGAAAUGCCGGUGCAGGUCAGCAGGGUUCUCGCACCAAAGUCGCGUGCAAGACCUGCAAUGCGAGGCGUGUGAGAUGCCAUCGACCAUUGUCAGAGAAAACAUGUACCAAUUGUCGGCUUCUCAACCUUGAAUGCGAAUUGAUCGAGUCGAAGCGCGGAAAGUAUCAAAGGAGAACAACUAGAACGCAGCCGAAACAGGGCGCAACUGAUGGGUCUGAGUCUCGGGAUCCGGCCUUGUCAUUUUCACCGGAUGCAUCAAGCCACACACGAUCACCGGGCCAAGGAUCAGAAGCGAAUCGCUAUGCUAGUCCAUCCCUCCCAGACCUGGUGUUCGACCGCAGUUCAGGGAGUGGCGAACGCGUCGUCUACAUGGGAGACUCUGGCAACAUGAAGUAUCUCAUUCACGAGGUUGGCGAUCCCUUCAAAAACCUUGGACGUAGUAAACUCUGGGGCGAUCAUUUGCAACAAAGUCUUAUGGAUCGACUUUCCACGUCAACUCAGCUCAAGCUUGCAGCUCUUCGGACAACGGAUGAAGAGCACUUGCGACGCAUUGGCGCCUUGAAUUUCCCUGAAUCCUCGCUCAUUGACGGACUUAUCAAGGUCUUCUUCGAACAUGUAUACCCCUUCUUUCCAAUUUUCGACAGAGUAGAGUUCUCCGCCGCGUACGAACGGGGUCAAAUAUCACCGCUAGUACUAAAUGCGUUGUUCUGUGUCUCAGCUAUCCACUGUCCUGAAGAACUGACUAGAAGACUCGGAUACGACUCUCGCUAUCUUACUUGCUCGACAUUCUAUCAUCGUGCCAAGGCCCUCCACGACAGCAAUUACGAGACUGAUGGUAUAGCUAACAUUCAAGCAUGCAUCUUAUUGAUGAACUGGUGGCAAGGUCCAAUGGAGCAGAAGGACACCUGGUACUGGUUGGGGGUGGGCUCCAACCUGGCGCAGGCACUUGGAAUGCACAGAGCGAAAUCUUACCAGAUUCUUAGCGAUAAGCGACAGAAGCUCUGGCGUAGAAUUUGGUGGGUGCUGUUUAUCAAUGACAUUCACCAUGCCGCUGUCUUUGGUCGCCCACCACAUAUUCAUUCACAGUACACCGAUGUUCAGGCUCUUCUUCCUGGUGACAUGGAGGCAUCGGAGUCUACCAACACAAAAAAUGAGGAGUCCGACGUCUUCCUAAUUCAGUAUUGUCAACUUGCAAUUCUGGUCGACAAAUGUCUGAUCGGAAAAUACUCUGCAGCUUCAAGCCCGGAGAUGAAAAGUGAGGCUUGGGUGGCACUCAAGGACUUUUCUAAAACACUAUCCACUAGCAAAACUGACACCGUCGGUUCCCUGACCGCCGAGCGAGGCUUCUAUCCUGCUUUACUUAACCUGAUCUGUCUUGACUACUCAAUUGUAGUCGAGCGAAUGUUGCUGUCCGACAUGAACGUCCCAGCUUCUACAGGAAUGCAAUCAUAUUUCAAGUCUGCAGGUUCCAUCUGCCGUUUACUGGAAGAUCUAUUGUCGAGCCCUUCGGUCUUAGUGGCUCGACUCCCGUAUGUCGCGUUUCCGGCAAUCUUUUGUUCGAUACUCGUCCAUAUCAUCUUUCUGCGGAAGGAAUCUGGUAACAUCCGCCUGGUAGCAGAGAGCCGAGCUCGACUGGCAAUGCUCGUCUUGGAUCAGUUGCAGGAUAGGUGGCCAUUUGUUGUAUGGACACGCUACCUCCUCGAUGUGCUUCUAAAGAACACUGAGCCGCCAGCACUAUCGUCUUCAGAACAUGGUCUACAUGAUAAGGUCUAUCGGUCAUCGGAUCUUGCCAAUCAUUCAGGGACGGAAGAUGACGUACUAGGGCUUGCUUCAUUGCCUCCGGAUCUUCAGCAUAUUGUCAACCCUAGUAGGAGCACAGAUCCAAGCGCAAAUUUACAGGACACGCAUUCUGACCAACGCGAUCACUUGCGAUUCGACACUGGAAUGGACGGGACUUUCUCGCCGAUCCCUUUCAUGCUCCCUUGGAAUAGCUUGCUUGAGGAUGUCACAGAGUUCGAUCAAUGGCUCGUAUGAGAUGUAUUGACGAUUUCAAG